AUGGGAGUCUUAAGAUCGAGCUCGUGCAAAAGACAACACAGUAAAUGGGCAUCGAUGCUUGCGCUGUUUGUUUUUAAAAUACUCGUGUAUUCUGUGAGCGCAUAUAAAGAGUUUCCGAUAAAACAGUCCGCAGAAGGCAACAUAACUGUAGCUGGAAAUCACACGCUGAUAAACUCUCGAAAUGUAAAGAUUCACGGCGAUCUCUGGUUGAAUAAAAUCGGAAACGGAGGCGCAUAUUUGGUGAACGAGCUAAGAAGUAUAGUCAACAGCACGACUACUCUUAAAAUAACUCUCAAACCACUGGUCCUCUUGAUGGAACCAGCAGCAGGGUGUAACGAAACAAACGCACUCUCCGUCCGCUUCAAUUUUACCACGAAUGCGUUUUAUCAGUGCGAAUGCAAUAGGGUCUGGAAAGGAAGCGAUUGCAACACACCCUCAGUGAUUCCCUUGAGUGACGCAACGUUCCAGUCUGCGAUUGAAUCAUGUUUGAACGAAGACUACAGGUAUGGCAUGUGUACAAAUUUCGCACUCACGAGCGGAUACGGCAUCAUGACCUAUUGGGACGUCAGUCAAGUGACGCAGAUGAAUAAUACGUUUGAAAUGCGUUCCAGCUUCAAUGGCUUUUUGGAUCGUUGGGACGUAUCCAACGUGAAAAAUAUGACGCGCAUGUUUUCUUAUGCGUAUAAUUUCAACGGUGAUCUAUCGACGUGGGACAUUUCGAGUGUUGUUGAUAUGUCCUAUAUGUUUAAUUAUGCGAGUAUGUUCAACACGUCUUUAUCCACUUGGGAUGUUUUGAGUGUUGUUGAUAUGAAAUACAUGUUUUCUGGUGCAAGCAAAUUUAACAGCGAUGUUUCGAGAUGGAGAGGGGUUGCGGCGAGCAAUCCACAAAGUGGUAUGUUUGACAAUGCGUAUGCGUUCACAUCUAAAUAUGCGUGCUUAACGUCGUACGAUGGUCCGGCGAACACGUGUUCUUUGAUUCCUUUGACGAACAAUAACUUUCAAAACUCGAUAUCGAAUUGUUUGAGUUCAAGUAGCGACGGUAUGUGCGUCUCGAGUCCAUACGGAGUGAUGUCGUCUUGGAAUACAAGCUUAGUGACGAACAUGGCGAAUGGGUUCUCCAACUCUUAUUCAUACAACUAUGGUUUUAUUGAUCUCUCUUCUUGGGACGUUUCUUCCGUGACGAGUAUGAGUUACAUGUUUUCGAACCUGUACUACAGGAACGUGGAGGUAUCUUCUUGGGACGUUUCAAAAGUGACGGAUAUGGCCUAUAUGUUCCAAUACGCAUAUGAGUUCAAUUCGGAUCUUUCUAAAUGGGACGUGUCGUCCGUGACAAACAUGUAUGGUAUGUUCUAUAAUGCGUAUCGUUUCAACUCAGAUAUCUCGAAAUGGGACGUAUCAUCUGUGUAUUUUCUCGGACAAAUGUUCUAUUACGCGUCCGCCUUUAACCAUGACAUAUCUGGUUGGCGCGGUCCUGCGGCUGAGAGUAGCCAAUGGGACAUGUUCUACGGUGCAACAGCUUUCAUUGAUAAAUACUUAUGCGCCGAAGUCCAUAGGAACUGGAAUUAUGGUUCCGUUAUGCCCUCUAAUUGUACGACGCAGAAUGCAACUUGGGUUUCUCCUUCUCCUCCUCCUCCUUCUUCUUCCCCUCCUCCUUCUCCUCUUUCUCCUUCUCCUCCUCCUCCUUACCCUCCUGCUCCUCCUCCUUCUGUGACUCCGGUUCCUUUGACUGAUUCUACACUAGCUUCUGCGGUCCAAUCGUGUUUGAACGAAGACUACAGGUAUGGCAUGUGUACUGACUUUGGAUUUGAGAGUGGAUACGGGACCAUGCCAUACUGGGACGUCAGUCAAGUGACGCAGAUGAAUAAUACGUUUGAAUGGCGUUCCAGCUUCAAUGGCUUUUUGGAUCGUUGGGACGUAUCCAAUGUGAAAAAUAUGACGCGCAUGUUUUAUUAUGCAAUGAAUUUCAACAUGGAUCUAUCGACGUGGGACGUUUCGAGUGUUGUUGAUAUGUCUGAUAUGUUUAAUUAUGCAAACAGUUUCAACAUGGAUCUAUCGACGUGGGACGUUUCGAGUGUUGUUGAUAUGUCUAAUAUGUUUAAUUAUGCGUAUAAUUUCAACGGUGAUCUAUCGACGUGGGACAUUUCGAGUGUUGUUGACAUGUCCUAUAUGUUUAAUGGUGCGAGUAUGUUCAACACGUCUUUAUCCACUUGGGAUGUUUUGAGUGUUGUUGAUAUGAAAUACAUGUUUUCUGGUGCAAGCAAAUUUAACAGCGAUGUUUCGAGAUGGAGAGGGGUUGCGGCGAGCAAUCCACAAAGUGGUAUGUUUGACAAUGCGUAUGCGUUCACAUCUAAAUAUGCGUGCUUAACGUCGUACGAUGGUCCGGCGAACACGUGUUCUUUGAUUCCUUUGACGAACAAUAACUUUCAAAACUCGAUAUCGAAUUGUUUGAGUUCAAGUAGCGACGGCAUGUGCGUCUCGAGUCCAUACGGAGUGAUGUCGUCUUGGAAUACAAGCUUAGUGACGAACAUGGCGUAUGGGUUCUCCAACUCUUAUACAUACAACUAUGGUUUUAUUGAUCUCUCUUCUUGGGACGUUUCUUCCGUGACGAGUAUGUAUUCCAUGUUCUCGAACCUGUACUACAGGAACGUGGAGGUAUCUUCUUGGGACGUUUCAAAAGUGACGGAUAUGUAUUACAUGUUCCAAUACGCAUAUGAGUUCAAUUCGGAUCUUUCUAAAUGGGACGUGUCAUCCGUGACAAACAUGUAUGGUAUGUUCUAUAAUGCGUAUCGUUUCAACUCAGAUAUCUCGAAAUGGGACGUAUCGUCUGUGUAUUCUCUCGGAAUGGGACAAAUGUUCUAUUACGCGUCCGCCUUUAACCAUGACAUAUCUGGUUGGCGCGGUCCUGCGGCUGAGAGUAGCCAAUUGGACAUGUUCUACGGUGCAACAGCUUUCAUUGAUAAAUACUUAUGCGCCGAAGUCCACAGGAACUGGAAUUAUGGUUCCGUUAUGCCCUCUAAUUGUACGACGCAGAAUGCAACUUGGGUUUCUCCUUCUCCUCCUCCUCCUUCUUCUUCCCCUCCUCCUUCUCCUCCUCCUCCUUCUCCUCCCCCUCCUUACCCUCCUGCUCCUCCUCCUUCUGUGACUCCGGUUCCUUUGACUGAUUCUACACUAGCUUCUGCGGUCCAAUCGUGUUUGAACGAAGACUACAGGUAUGGCAUGUGUACUGACUUUGGAUUUGAGAGUGGAUACGGGACCAUGCCGUACUGGGACGUCAGUCAAGUGACGCAGAUGAAUAAUACGUUUGAAUGGCGUUCCAGCUUCAAUGGCUUUUUGGAUCGUUGGGACGUAUCCAAUGUGAAAAAUAUGACGCGCAUGUUUUAUUAUGCCUAUAAUUUCAACAUGGAUCUAUCGACGUGGGACGUUUCGAGUGUUGUUGAUAUGUCUAAUAUGUUUAAUUAUGCGUAUAAUUUCAACGGUGAUCUAUCGACGUGGGACAUUUCGAGUGUUGUUGACAUGUCCUAUAUGUUUAAUGGUGCGAGUAUGUUCAACACGUCUUUAUCCACGUGGGAUGUUUUGAGUGUUGUUGAUAUGAAAUACAUGUUUUCUGGUGCAAGCAAAUUUAACAGCGAUGUUUCGAGAUGGAGAGGGGUUGCGGCGAGCAAUCCACAAAGUGGUAUGUUUGACAAUGCGUAUGCGUUCACAUCUAAAUAUGCGUGCUUAACGUCGUACGAUGGUCCGGCGAACACGUGUUCUUUGAUUCCUUUGACGAACAAUAACUUUCAAAACUCGAUAUCGAAUUGUUUGAGUUCAAGUAGCGACGGCAUGUGCGUCUCGAGUCCAUACGGAGUGAUGUCGUCUUGGAAUACAAGCUUAGUGACGAACAUGGCGAAUGGGUUCUCCAACUCUUAUACAUACAACUAUGGUUUUGUUGAUCUCUCUUCUUGGGACGUUUCUUCCGUGACGAGUAUGAGUUACAUGUUCUCGAACCUGUACUACAGGAACGUGGAGGUAUCUGCUUGGGACGUUUCAAAAGUGACGGAUAUGGCCUAUAUGUUCCAAAGCGCAUAUGAGUUCAAUUCGGAUCUUUCUAAAUGGGACGUGUCGUCCGUGACAAGGAUGAAUGGUAUGUUCUAUUAUGCGAAUCGUUUCAACUCAGAUAUCUCGAAAUGGGACGUAUCGUCUGUGUAUUCUCUCGGAAUGGGACAAAUGUUUUAUUCCGCGUUUGCCUUCAACCACGACGUAUCUGGUUGGCGCGGUCCUGCGGCUGAGAGUAGCCAAUACGACAUGUUCCGCGGUGCAACAGCUUUCAUUGAUAAAUACUUAUGCGCCGAAGUCCACAGGAACUGGAAUUCUGGUUCCGUUAUGCCCUCUAAUUGUACGACGCAGAAUUCAACUUGGGUUUCUCCUUCUCCUCCUCCUCCUUCUUCUUCCCCUCCUCCUUCUCCUCUUUCUCCUUCUCCUCCUCCUCCUUACCCUCCUGCUCCUCCUCCUUCUGUGACUCCGGUUCCUUUGACUGAUUCUACACUAGCUUCUGCGGUCCAAUCGUGUUUGAACGAAGACUACAGGUAUGGCAUGUGUACUGACUUUGGAUUUGAGAGUGGAUACGGGACCAUGCCGUACUGGGACGUCAGCCAAGUGACGCAGAUGAAUAAUACGUUUGAAUGGCGUUCCAGCUUCAAUGGCUUUUUGGAUCGUUGGGACGUAUCCAACGUGAAAAAUAUGACGCGCAUGUUUUAUUAUGCAAUGAAUUUCAACAUGGAUCUAUCGACGUGGGACGUUUCAAGUGUUGUUGAUAUGUCCUAUAUGUUUUAUUAUGCGUAUAAUUUCAACACGUCUUUAUCCACGUGGGACGUUUCGAGUGUUAAGGACAUGUCUUAUAUGUUUAGUUAUGCGUACCAGUUUUCCAGGGACGUUUCCUCCUGGACUGGACCGGCAGCGACAACCCCACAAACGAAUAUGUUCCUCGGUGCUACUGCUUUUCAGGUCGCUUUCACCUGCACGAGCUCGGACAACGGUCCAUCAAGUUCAUGUGUUUGUGCGAGUUCUGCGUGUUAA
Messenger RNA from Bathycoccus prasinos, 5055 nucleotides. RefSeq lists its product with no specific name. The record is from RefSeq and is a predicted model, not a curated record. NCBI's taxonomy places the organism in Eukaryota, Viridiplantae, Chlorophyta, Mamiellophyceae, Mamiellales, Bathycoccaceae. The transcript has a single exon. Bases 1 to 5055 code for a protein of 1684 amino acids.